AUGGCUAUCAUGUCAUCCAUUCGACAAGAACUCAGGAGAUAUCGGUCCCAAGUCCAUUUCCAAAGCAUGGGGGGCCAUAAAUCACGCACCAACGUGGAGACUUUCAACGACCCCAGAGACAAUGAGAUGGAAUGGGAAAUGACACAUAGGCCUAAUCCCACAUCUCAAGCUGUCGAUCAGCUGCGUCUGGAGCUACGAACUGAAUUGGAUCUAGGCCUCGAUUCAGUCAUCAACAGAAUCGAUGCCGGACACCAAAAGUUCUUGCAGACCACGACAGAUUAUAUAGAGCAAACCAUCCGAAGAACAAUCGAGGGAUAUAUGGUUAAUAGCCAAGAUGACGUCCAGUCACUUCCUUCACAUCGCACAUCUCCUGAGCCCUCAAAGUCUCAGCUGUUGCUGGAGUCGGCGGAGGCAGACUACAAGACGCAAAUUGAAGACCUCACAGCAACGCUACAGAAAACAAAGGCAGAGUUAAAGAAAAUCAAAUCUCAAUUGGAGGCAUCGGAGUCAAGAGCGGACCAACUACGAAGCAUCAUUGUACCUCGUAACGAGGAGCCCAUACUGGAUAGCGAGAUACAAAGAAUAUUCUCUGAAGUUCGGGCAUUAACCCAAUGGGUCGCUGAAAGGCUUUUUUCUAACACGGGCAAAUAUGGACAGCCCACAACACCUGAUAGUACCGCCUUCUUCGAAGAUAUUCAUGGCAUUCGUCCAGAACGUCGUCAGGAUGCCGUUCAUGCGCAUCUAUCUACACUGAUUAGACGACUGUUCUUCCCCACCAGCGUCGGUGAGUUCGACAUCGGUGGAAAGUAUGCGGAACUUCAGGAAUUAGUCGCAGUAACUGAGCGAAAAAUGAGGGGUGCCAUUACAGCAAAUCACCCUCAAGGAGCCGCUAGUGGUGAAAUGGUCAACUGGACUCGCGCCACUUUCAAAUGCCUCGACCUUCUCGUUGAUAGAUCUAAUGAGACAGAGUCAUAUGCAGUAUUUCUUGAACAGUUCUUCAAGCCAGUUGAGACAGAUGACAUCAGGUCCCAGAAAAUCGGCAGAAAAAAGCUAAAGACCCUUUGCGAAAAGGCGAACGAGCUUGGGAUCCUCCUACGACGCUCCGAGAACAUCUUUCAGAUUUUCACAGUCACGAACGGCAUUGCUUUCUCAAUUUGUGAGAGGGGGGUUGAGGAACUAAGAUGUAAUGGAAGCAGAGAUGUUAGGGGAGUGAAGGUUGUUGACUGUUGCUUAUUUGGCGGGUUGAAGAAGAUGCCAAAAGAACACCCAAGCAACGUGAUUUAUCUGGAGCGAGCGCAGGUUUCAACGAGGAUUGUAGCAACGAAGCAUUGA
Molecule: messenger RNA, 1332 nt
Organism: Fusarium verticillioides 7600
Lineage: Eukaryota; Fungi; Ascomycota; Sordariomycetes; Hypocreales; Nectriaceae
Exons: 2
Coding region: 1-1332 (443 amino acids)
Source: RefSeq, a predicted model, not a curated record